Messenger RNA from Acaulospora colombiana, 704 nucleotides. The record is from the annotation of a GenBank genome assembly. NCBI's taxonomy places the organism in Eukaryota, Fungi, Glomeromycota, Glomeromycetes, Diversisporales, Acaulosporaceae.
GAAGCCGUUCGCUUAGGAAUUCUCAAGCCGGUUUUGAGACGACUGAAUGAUGCUGAACGUAGCAUGUAUGUUCGUUCCGGCUCUGUAUUUGUGUGGGAGGAGAGCGACGAUGAUGCUGGCAUCAAGCGAUGGACCGACGGCUGCAUGUGGAGUCAGAGCAGAAUGAGGGAGCCAUUUUUAUUCUAUGAGGAGAAGUUACAGGAGGAUAGAUCCGGUAUCGCUUCCAAGAAGUCAUCCUCCUCCAUGAGUCCGUUAACACCCUUGUCUCCUGGCUCUAGAGCUUUAUCCAGCUAUCCAAACCCACCUCACUCGCCAUCAACACAUCACAGCUCUGUCCCUCAGGCGUUUAGCCACGCCACGAUCAGCGAAGGAGGGACCCCCGGGUCUGGUCUGGUCAAACAGGCUUACUCUGCAUACGUAACUCAACCAGGAACAUCAAUUCGCAAAAAGUUCCACUUGACUGCCUACUUUACGUAUGCAGACCUACCCAACCUCCCCACUCUUGAUUCAGAACCCUCAUUAUCCAACAUUGUGAUCCCACAAAGUGUCUAUCGCAGUGGCAAAUCACGAACAUCAGGGAGAAAUCUCGCCAACGCUGCUGAGCCAAUGCGAGCGCGUCAACCAGGUGGCAAUGGCGUUGAUUCAUCACCCUCGCCUACAUCAUCACCCUCAAGUAUAGACCAUCCCUCUCUAAACCCCUCCCA